Oppiella nova is the source of this 1928-nucleotide messenger RNA. Lineage: Eukaryota; Metazoa; Arthropoda; Arachnida; Sarcoptiformes; Oppiidae. The record is from the annotation of a GenBank genome assembly.
UAGAGAAUACGGCAAUACAUUAUUGAGUUAAAUAAUUUCACAAUUAUAUUGAAAUACAGUGUUAAGGAUACGGUAUCAUAUGCUGAACUACACUUUGCUAGCUCACUUGCUAUAAUACUCUUUUGUGCUGAACUAAAGGGCGUUACAAAUAGCUUAUAAUAGCAUAUACGGCACACAAGUUCAGACAUAUUUGGCAGUAAUUGUGAAUAAAACACGUAUUUUAUAUUAAAUUAUUUUAAAAUACAAUUGCCAUGGCCGAAUACGGUAAAGGAAACCAACAACAGUGGCAACCGGCCCAGACUGGACCCGCACCACCUUAUUCUGGACCACAACAGGGGGCUUACAUGCCUGGUCAGGCACCACCACCCGGACAGUAUAUGCCACAACAGGGCACUGUCCUAAUACAACAAACGCCGGCCCCACAGACUGUCGUAGCGGAUGUCCCACAUGUAGAGUCGGGCAAUUGGAUGAUGAGUUCACAUAAAAUGGGAGCUAAAAGUGAUUUUGAGUGGGUUUACAGCGACGAACCUCAUGCCACCCGACGUACACUGAUCCUGGACAAAUAUCCACAAAUCAAACAACUAAUGACACCCGACCCUAACCUCAAAUGGUUGACCAUUGCGACGGUUGCCAUACAAUUGGUCUCGUUUUACAUGUUAAGAGAUGUGACCUCUUUCUGGCAAUUAUUUCUAAUCGGCUUUUGUUUCGGUGGAGUCCUUAAUAUAUCGCUGCAGAUGGCUAUCCACGAGAUCGUACACAACCACGCGUUUGGUCCGUCCAGACCAUUGGCCACCAAAAUACUGGCAAUAAUCGCCAAUUUGCCGAUUGGUGUGCCCGCAUCAGGGUCGUUCAAAAAACUUCAUCUAAUUCAUCACAGAUAUCAAGGCGACGAUGUACUCGACGCCGACAUCCCCUCCCAGUUUGAGGCCGUGUUCUUCAACACGACGUCUACUAAGUUCUUGUGGGUUAUAUUGCAUCCAUUCUUCUAUGUCUUGCGACCACUCUUUUCUCAGCCAAAGUUUGUCUUAAAUCCCAGUCCCGUAGAGUUGGCCAAUAUUGCCAUACAAUUCACUUUCGACUAUUUGGUGGGCCAGUGGUUGGGCUGGCAUAUCGUGGCCUAUAUGAUAGGAUCGACACUGUUAUGCAUGGGAGUGCAUCCCAUGGGUGGACAUCACUUAUCGGAGCACUUCAUUAUUCCUGAUGAGUGUAUCGAUAUGUUUGAAAAUAAUAACAUAAAUGAACUCCAAAGGGACGACUACUCCAAACUCAUACCUGAGACCUACUCCUAUUACGGACCACUCAAUGCGCUCGUAUAUAAUGUGGGCUAUCAUGUGGAGCACCACGACUUCCCAUCGAUUCCCGGCUCACUUUUGCCUAGAGUUCGUGAAAUAGGGUCGUUCAAAAAACUACAUCUAAUUCAUCACAGAUAUCAAGGCGACGAUGUACUCGACGCCGACAUCCCCUCCAAGUUUGAGGCCGUGCUCUUCAACACGACGUUUACUAAGUUCCUGUGGGUUAUAUUGCAUCCAUUCUUCUAUGUCUUGCGACCACUCUUUUCUCAGCCAAAGUUUGUUUUAAAUCCCAGUCCCGUAGAGUUGGCCAAUAUUGCCAUACAAUUCACUUUCGACUAUUUGGUGGGCCAGUUGUUGGGCUGGCAUAUCGUGGCCUAUAUGAUAGGAUCAACGCUGUUAUGUAUGGGAGUGCACCCCAUGGGUGGACAUCACUUAUCCGAGCACUUCAUUAUUCCUGAUGAGUGUAUCGAUAUGUUUGAAAAUAAUAACAUAAAUGAACUCCAAAGGGACGACUACUCCAAACUCAUACCUGAGACCUACUCCUAUUACGGACCACUCAAUGCGCUCGUGUAUAAUGUGGGCUAUCAUGUGGAGCACCACGACUUCCCAUCGAUUCCCGGCUCACUUUUGCCUAGA